CCCCACAGACAGAGAUAACUCCACCUACACCUGCACCAUCUACAGCACAGAUAAAAAAAACAAUCCUAAUGAAGAAACAAGUAGAGCUGAAAGUCAAAGUCCCCCUUGUCGAGGUGGAGGAUUCAGGGCUGGAGUCUGUCCAGCUGGCACACAAAGCUGCACUUAACCUGCCUAAAGACGCUAAAGUUGAGUGGACGGACAGUUCAUACAGGAUGCUUCACGUGUAUCCAAGCAGCUCUGACCAACCUGAAGAACAGGACCGCCGUUACAGAGGACGAACAGAGAUGAAUGAAGACCUGCUGAAAAAUGGAGACCUCACGCUGACCCUGAAACACCCCACAGACUGGGACAGAGGCCCCUACACCUGCACCGUCUACAGCACGGAGGGAAACAUCCUGAUGAGGAAGCAAGUGGAUCUGAAAGUCGGAGUCUGUCAGGUGGAGGUGGAGGAGGGGGCGGAGUCUGUCCAGCUGCCCUUCAAAACCACAGAAAACCUGCCUGAAGAUGUUAGAGUGAAGUGGAGGGACAGAUGCAACAGGAAGCUUCACGUGUAUCAGAACGGCUGGAGGGCUGAAGAACAGCACCAGGUUUACAGAGACCGAACGAAGAUGAACAAAGACCUGCUGAAAACUGGAGACCUCAGUCUGACCCUGAAACACCCCACAGAGAGAGACAGUGGAGGAUACAUCUGCACCAUCUACAGGGACAAAGACAUCCUGAGACAGAAAGUAGUGCUGCAGGUCAAAGAACCAUUUCCAUCCUGGGCCAUAGCUCUGAUGAUUCUUCUGGUUCUUCUUGUUUCUGGAGGUCUUCUAUUUCAUUUCCGGCACUAUUUCAUGAAAGUUUACCAGGUGGUGGUAGAUUCAGGGGUGGAGUCUGUCCAGCUGCCCUGCAAAAUCAUUCUUCCCCCAGCUAACAAUGCUAAAGUGGAGUGGCAGAACAGAAACAACAGGAAUGUCCACGUCUAUGAGAACGGCUCUGAUCAGCCUGGAGAACAGGACGAGGUUUAUAGAGACCGAACAAAGAUGAAGAGAAACUUACUGGAACCUGGAGACUUCAGUCUGAUCCUGAAAUACCCCACAGACAGAGACACAAACACCUACACCUGCACAGUCUACAGCGGGUUACGAAAAAGCCCAGUGAGGAAAGCUGUCGAGCUGAUAGUCAGAGUCCCCGAGGUUGUCAAAGUGGAUUCAGGGGCACAUGUUGUUGAGCUGCCCUGCAAAGCCGAAGUUCCCCUGCCUGAAGAUGCAAAAGUGGAGUGGAAAGACAGUGAUAAUGACAAGGUUCACGUUUAUCAGAACGGCUCUGACCAGCCUGAUGAGCAGGACCUGAUUUAUAGAGACCGAACUAAGAUGAAUGAAGACCUGCUGAAAACUGGGGAUGUCAGCCUGACCCUGAAGUACCCCACAGACAAUGACAUAACAACCUACACCUGCACCGUCUAUAACAGAAAGGGAACUGUCCUAAUGAAGAAACAAGUGAUGCUCAAGGUCAAAGUUCACCAGCAGGAGGUGCAUUCAGGACAGGAUUCUGUCAAGCUUCCCUUUAGUAUCGAACCUGAUCUGCCUGAAGAAGCUAAAGUGGAGUGGACAGAUAAGGACAACAGGAAGGUCCAGGUGUAUCACAACACCUCUGACCUUAAUGAAUUACAGCAUCGUUUUUACAGACUCCGAACAGAGAUGAAUGAAGGACUCAUCAAAGCUGGAGAUCUUACUUUAACACUAAAAUACCCCACAGACUGGGACAGUGGCAUCUACACCUGUACUGUCUACAACAGGUAUAGAAAAAUCCUGAUGAAGAAACAAGUGGAGCUGAAAGUCAAAGUCUGUCAGGUAGAGGUGGAGCAGGGGGCGGAGUCUGUCCAGCUGGCAUUCAAAACCACAGAAAACCUGCCUGAAGAUGCUAAAGUAGAGUGGAGACACUAUGAACCAUUCAGGACCGUUUAUGUGUAUCAAAACGGCUCUGACCAGCCUGACAAACAGGACCAAGUUUAUGUGGACCGAAUACAGAUGAAUGAAGACCUGCUGAGAACUGCAGACCUCAGUCUGACCCUGAAACAGCCCACAGAGAGAGACAGUGGAGAAUACAGAUGUGAAGUGGACAGCACACAGAUCUACAGAUACAAAACUGUGCUGCUCAAAGUCAAAGAUCCUCUGAACUGUGACAGAGGUCUCACUCUGGAGGAAACUCUCAGCACUUUCCAGCAGCUCCUCCAUCAUGGAGGACGUUCCCUCACUUCGAGCAGCCCCACCAACCCCGACUUAACCAUCAAAGACGGCAGCAGUGAAUGUAAGGAGCGGUUCUGA
Pundamilia nyererei is the source of this 2309-nucleotide messenger RNA. RefSeq lists its product as uncharacterized. The transcript has 11 exons. Gene Ontology annotation, cellular component: external side of plasma membrane. NCBI's taxonomy places the organism in Eukaryota, Metazoa, Chordata, Actinopteri, Cichliformes, Cichlidae. Gene Ontology annotation, biological process: cellular response to lipopolysaccharide; immune response; T cell costimulation. The record is from RefSeq and is a predicted model, not a curated record. The coding region runs from base 69 to 2309 and encodes 746 amino acids.